CGGAAGGGAACGGCCCGACACCGGCACACACCGACCUCCCGGGACCCCAAACCCCCUCCCGGGACCCCAAACCCCCUCCCGGGACCGCCGCUCCUCCCGGGCGCUGCCAGCAGCUGCCGGCAUGGGGAACAUAACUUGUGUCCCUCAGGCCCCCGGGGGGUUCAGAAACUCUUUCCGACGGAAGCCCUCGCUGAAAAAGGAACAAGCUGACAAGAAAAAACUGCCCAGGUUUUUUGGUAUAGAAGGAGGGCAGGAGAGAGAUACGACCACAGACAAAAUCCUGCAAUAUAUUCCAGGAAAGAAUAUUGAGAACCAGGAAAACCAGAAAGAAAACUUGGACCAGAGGUUCCCCAGCCUGUUCAAGAAGGGAAGAAGGAAAACAGUUGUCAGGAAUCUGGGAAAAAUGAUCUAUUACUCCAAGGUCAAGUUUAAAUUUCAGCACUGCCAGGAGGUGAAUGACUGCUUCUUGGAGCUGUUCCAGUCCUACCUGUACUUCCAGUCUGUGGGCUCCAACGGACUCACCUACCAGGGACUGCUGCCUUUGAAAGAGCUGAAGGUGUGUGAAAUAGAGACUGGGCAGGGCCCUGGGCAGCAGGAGCACGCGCUCCACAUUGCAGGUCCUCAACUGAAUCCCCUUAUCGUGUUCUGCCCGACUGAGUCAGAGCUGAAGCAGUGGCUUUAUCACCUGGAGAAACAGAUCCAGCUCAAUAGAAGCCUUGGCUUGUCCUUCCUCUCUCAGAAUGACUGGAAGCAGAGCUCCAUGGAGAAGGAGGAGCUGCGGUGGUCUGUGCAGAACAUGCCUGUCCAGGAGUGGAGAGGGACCCAGCGGGAAUCCCUGGGUGAUGUCCUCUGUGUUUCCAAAGUGAAGCUUCAGCAUCUGCCUUUCCAGGAGCAGCAUGACCGGCUGUUGGUGCUUUACCCAUCCACGCUGGUGAUAGUCUCUGAGGAAGGCAACAGCCUCUUCUUUAAGGGCGAGCUGCCACUCAACGCCAUCCAAGUGCUUUUUGAAGAAAACGAGAAAACCUCCUUUUUAAUCGAAGGGCGACUAAUCAAUUCGAUCCGGGUGAUCUGCCGCAGCUAUGACGAUUACCAGGAGUGGCUCUACUGCCUCAAAACAGCCCAGUUUCGAAAUGCCGACUCCUCCCUCUCUGGAUCAGAGAGUUUCUCAGGAUCAAAGCUGCCCCACCCCAGCCAGUUUGCUGGCAGUGGGAGAGGGUCGCUCACAUCUGAUGGCCGUACAAACUCCUGGGCCUCGGGAGGCAGAGUGCCCACCUUGACACACCUCUCCCAGAACAGCGGCUCCCUCCCUGAUGGACACUCCUUCGUGCUGAUGCCUGAGAGCAGAGGGCUUGAAGAAUCCCUCUCCCCUGGCUAUUCCCAGCCUUUCCAUUGCCUGGCACAAACCAUCUGGCCAAGCACAGGGCUGCCCAUGCAGGACCUGCGAAGGGGAAGCAGCGCCAGAAAGUCCAAGGAGAAGUGUGGGCCUUGUGGCCAGCAGCUGCCCAGCCAGGACGUGGAGAGGACCAUCCAUAGGCUCGUUUCUGAACCCCCCCCUGGAGACCUGCUGUACCACGAGCCCUACGCAGCACACAGCGCGCAGCACCGCCGGGCAGCUCCCCCGCCACACCUGGACCUCAGCAGUCUGAACAGAUGGAGCUUGGUGGGAAGUCAGCCCUCGACAGCUUCCAGCUCCCUGGAGAAGCCGGCCGUGCCCCACUCCCCCUCCUACGCUGACCCCUACACUCCCAGCUCCCCUGGUGCUCGCAGCCUGGCCGGCUCCAGCUUCCUGGAAGAGUUCCUGCAGUGUCAUGGACAGACGGGCUCAGCACAGGGGAACAGGUGCCCAUCCCUCCCGGGACCCCAGCACCUCUCCCUGCAGAGGAGGAGCUGCCAGCCCAGCAGUCACUGCAGAGACCUGCCUGCACCUCCCAGUCACAGCACCUCCUGCCGCCUCCAGCUGUUGCCUUCUGAUGCUUCUUAUCUUGAAGAUGCCUCUUCUCUGCAAGAGGAACAUCUGGGCCCUUCGUUGCAGCCACGAGGUGGGAAUUUCAGCCCUUACGACCUGCCAGGCUCCAGCAGCUCGCACCGCGACUCGGCAGCCUACCAUGACUAUGCUGAGCUCCAGAGCUUCCAGAGUGACUUCAGCUAUGACAACCUGUGGGAAGCUGAGGGGAAGGAGCCAGACACCCCACACACCUCCCCAGCUCCUGGCCAACAGUUUUACCAGGUCUGAGGGAAGGAACCCACAGCCAAGCACAGAAGAGCCCCCAGGGCUCUUUUCUCACUGGGCUCCCCUCCAGAGUGAGGAGCCUGGGACAUACAAAGCAAAAGGAAGGGCCCCGCUCUGCCAAAGGCUGGUUCUCAUGUCCUGGCAGGUCCAGAGUUUAAACUUCUUCCCUAAAUCUGAGGAUGGGGCUAAAGCUCAAAAGCAAGAGCCUCUGCAGACCCAGAGGAGCAGCAUGUGUGCCCUGCUAAGGAGCUUGCUCUGCCGCUGCCCUGGCUAGGGAACAGCAUUGCCCCCUGAAAAUAAAAGGAAGAACAAAAAGCUGGUCAGGCUCCCUCAGAUCAAAGGGACUGGGUGUUCAGACAGAGCAGUCACUCAAAGGCCAAAGAAAAGGGCUGGGGUUUGGCUGGGUUAGUUUGAUCAUCUUCCUUUUUACCAGAACCCUCAGGCUGGUCACUUGGAAGAUCCACUGAUCCCUGAGAAUAGCUGUUAAGCCAAACCUCCCCCCAUUGAGCUCUGAAGCCUGCAAAGAUGUAUGAGACAUGCCCCAUGGUGGUCUAUAAGGUUGGCAGCAAGAGCUGAGCUCAUGGGAUUGUCUUCCUGAGAGGCCAGAGUUAUCUGAUGGAGAUGGAGGGGAAAACCCAGAUCUGGGCAGAAUGGGAUCUUCUUUCCACUUUAUGCAAAAAAAAUCUUUCUUGCCAGUCCUGGCUCCAAACCAUGGUGGUGACCUGCAAUAUUAUGAGCCUGCCACCUUGGCAGAUGGAACCAAGAACUGUACUGCCAGCAAAUACGCCAAGUGGCUUGUGUUUACCAAGGUCUUCCCUGGCAAGGAUGUCCUAGAUUCCUCCUACAGGACUGUGUCCUUUCCUCCCACCCCUCUGCACCUUACUGGACUCCCACAAAAUGCUGCCUAUGAGUAUCUGGGCAGGGAGGGAAGGAAAAAUAUUAACUACAAGCCAAACUCUAGUACAGCCAUAACACUCCAGUGAUCAGAGCAGUGUCAGUGUGUGCUGCAACCUCUCUUCCCUUCUCCAGAGCAGCAAGACCAGGACACAAACAACAAGGGACAAGAGUCUCAGUUUUCCAUUCUCUUAGGUCAGAUCCUUUAGCACAUAUAAGGUCAGCAGCAAAUCCAAAUGUUUUUACCUGAGGCUCCAAAUUCUUAACCUUUGUUCCCUGAAGAGGCUACAAACCAAACAUAGUAACAAAAUCUCUAUUUUCGUUCCUUCACUGGUGCAAACAAAAGAAUCCAGGAGCUCUUUGUACUUGAAUAUCUACGUAUUACAUUGUACUUGUAUUUUCUUUUUUCAGAAGGUAUCCAACAAAGUUUACAUGCAAGGUUUGAGUGGAUUAUAUGUAUUUAAUGUGUAAAUGUGGCUGAGUUGAAGAUGUAUUUAAUUUUCUAGCUGUGGGUGAUGUUUGGUACUGUAGAAUGGGCAGCUGUCUGCACAUUCGUGUGUGUGUGUGUUGAUUUGGGUCUGGUUUUGUUUACUGUCAUUUUGGGAAGAUUUGUAUCUAAUAGCAACCCCAAAAGGAUCUAUUUAUUCAGAACAAAGCUGCACUAGGGAACAUCAGAAGCACAUGGUAACCUGGGGGGCAGCCACACUCACAAGCUCCUCUGAACACGCUGACUUUGGAAACUGUCACCAUGAUCUUUUUAAUUUGGUUUCAGCAGUGAUAUCUGCAAUGUAUCAUAAGGGAAAAGCUCCUCCCUGUUGCUGUAAAAGUUCCCUGGUGGAUUUCUGUCAGACUGGACAAUUGCAAUACACAUUCUUCUGGAAUACUUUUGUGCUUCUUUCUUUCUUUGCCGUCCCCUAGUUUAAUGGAGGUGAAUUUUUGUCCA
Molecule: messenger RNA, 4067 nt
Organism: Apus apus (common swift)
Lineage: Eukaryota; Metazoa; Chordata; Aves; Apodiformes; Apodidae
Gene: PLEKHN1
Product: pleckstrin homology domain containing N1
Exons: 16
Coding region: 122-2233 (703 amino acids)
Biological process (GO): 3'-UTR-mediated mRNA destabilization; positive regulation of apoptotic process; response to hypoxia
Cellular component (GO): cytoskeleton; mitochondrial membrane
Molecular function (GO): phosphatidylserine binding; cardiolipin binding; phosphatidic acid binding
Source: RefSeq, a predicted model, not a curated record